Molecule: messenger RNA, 2432 nt
Organism: Saccoglossus kowalevskii
Lineage: Eukaryota; Metazoa; Hemichordata; Enteropneusta; Harrimaniidae
Product: ATP-dependent DNA helicase DDX31-like
Molecular function (GO): ATP binding; nucleic acid binding; RNA helicase activity
Source: RefSeq, a predicted model, not a curated record
GCGUGCAUGGUCGAUCGUUUUCCGGUAAGCUUCUUUAUACGACAGCUACGAUGGAAGUUGAUGGACUUAUGCUGAAUUUGGUGAAUACCAAAAGGGCAGAUCCAAAUUCCAUAGCGACUGAUUUAGGAGUUAAGAAUGAGAAGAAAAAACUCGGCGGAAGGGCUAGGUUAAAAGAAAGGCAACUGAAAAGACGAAUUGAUAAAAGAUUGUCACGUACUCGUCAACUUGAGCAAAGCAGUGACCAAGUAGAACAAUUCGACAUAGAGAAAACCGCAAAAGUGAAACUCAAAAAAUCCAAAACACAACUGGAAUCUCCUGUGUCGUCCACGAAGCGACCAAAACAGACUAUUUCAUCAUUAUUUACACAUAAUCCAGAUGUCCCACAAGUUGAGAGACAGACAGUGAAAGUGAAAAGUGAACCGGUAUUUUCAUAUCAGUCAUUUAGUGAUUUAAACCUUCAUGCCUACAUGAUUUCUAAUUUGGAAAACAGACUGAAACUGUCAACAAUGACCACAGUACAGAAAGAGGCUAUUCCUAAUUUACUUGAUGGAAAAGAUGCAUUGAUACGUUCACAGACUGGUACAGGUAAAACCCUUGCAUAUGCCAUUCCUAUUGUGGAGACAUUGGGACGUGUAGAUCCAAAAAUACAGCGAUGUGACGGACCAUACGCAUUAGUAUUACUACCAACCAGAGAGCUUGCUCUUCAAAGUUAUGAUGUUAUCUCAAAACUUGUUCAGCCCUACCAUUGGUUGGUGCCUGGUUGCAUAAUGGGUGGUGAGAAAAAAAAAUCUGAGAAGGCAAGAAUACGUAAGGGCAUCAAUAUCCUUGUUGCGACCCCAGGGCGACUAGUUGAUCAUUUGGAACAUACUGAAAGUCUGAAGCUAAGUCGAGUGAAAUGGGUGGUAUUGGAUGAAGCUGAUAGACUGUUGGAUCUAGGAUUUGAAAAAGAUAUUGCAGCCAUUUUGAACAAACUCAACCUAGAAAGUGGCGAGAGGCAGUCAGUGUUAUUAUCCGCUACUCUCAGUGAAGCUGUUAAAAGUUUAGCAUGUAUGUCCCUGAAAGAUCCAGUCUAUGUAAAUAUACAAGGUGAUGUGAAUACUGCUAGUAAUAAAGACGUAACAUCAACAAUGGAACAAUCUAUUGAUGUAUCCACUCCUAAACAACUACGGCAAUACUUCAUUAUAGUGCCAAGUAAACUGAGGCUUGUCACACUCGCUGCAUUCAUCAUCAGCAAAUGCAAGCUUGCUUCCGAGUCCAAAAUGAUAAUAUUUCUAUCCAGCAAAGAUUCUGUGGAAUUCCAUUAUAGUCUUCUUAUCAAUGUUUUAAAUGACGAGGACAAUGAUGAUGAUGAUUUAGAAAUAUUUCAGCUCCAUGGUAGUAUGCCACAGGAGGAAAGAAGAAAAGUUUAUCUUCACUUUGUUGAAUGUACCACUGGAGUUUUGUUAUGUACAGAUGUUGCUGCUAGGGGGUUAGAUCUCCCCGAAGUAAAAUGGAUUGUGCAGUAUAACACACCAGGAACAGCAGCAGAAUACAUUCAUCGUGUAGGGAGGACAGCUAGGAUUGGCAAGAAGGGACAGGCACUACUAUUUCUUGCUCCAUCUGAAGUUGAAUAUGUUCAGGUUCUGGGUUCACAUAAAUUAAGUUUACAGGAAAUAGACAUGAAUGGCGUCUUGAAACAUCUAUUGCUGUAUAAGAUGGGUCGAAUGAAACGAACUGUGGAAGAAUCAGCAACAGCGUUACAGAGAGACUUUGAGGAGUGGGUGAACCAGGACAUCAAAUUCCAGAAGUUAGCCAGGAGUGCUUAUCAAUCUUUCACCAGAGCAUACGCCACUUAUCCAAGUGAAUUCAAACAUAUCUUCCACAUCAAGCGUUUGCAUCUUGGUCACGUAGCAAAAAGUUUUGCACUGCGAGAAGCCCCACAGGCAAUUGGAAACACGCUUCCAAAAAGGAAAUUCAAGAAGAUCUUACAGAAGAAACGCAAACCGGGGAUAUGUGAUUAUUCGAGUGGUUUGGACGGCGGUGGUCUGGUGUUACGUUCGAAGAAACGUUUCAAAAAGCGUUAAUUUUCAAAUCGGUCUGAAAACACAACUUAAAUACACAUCGAAAUGAAAAUUAAUUUAAUUUUUCGCACUCCCACAAUUUUAUUGAGUGAUUGAAAGGUCACAUUUUGUGGGUUUUACGACAAUUUCUUGAUUUAUCUUAUUUUUAGUUUUUUUCUUCACUGGCGGGCAUUUCCAUCGUUAUCGUCCUGCGUCUUGUUCACUUUCACUAACAACUCGACCGACUGCUUAUCAGAGUUGAUGCCACCCUUUGAUCACAAUGCCGAGUCUUAUACUUAGUGACAACCAGGUGGUCUGUGAUCGCAGAAUGCAACUGUAAAAUGCCUGAAUUUAAGCGUUAAUAAUUAAUAAACAAGUUUCCACCAAGCGAGA